GAAGCAACACGUAAUUACUCCCUGAUUAAAUUCUUAGCCAAGAGAUAUUUUAGAGGUGUAUUUCUUGAGAGCAUUCGUUAAUGAAAUACUGCUCUUGUUUUAUACAAAAGCAGGAAGGUACCUCCUUGAAAGUUUGCUAGCAUUGUUUAGAUUAUCAUCAAACGAGUUCCCAUAACGAUUUAAUAUCAAAAGGUUUGUUCCGUUGAGCAGUCAGGAAGUUUAAUUUACGUGAAACAGUUAAAAGGAAUUGAAUGGUUUACAAUGGUUCAAAGAGAGGUGAAAGGGCCUGUGGGUGAUGCAGUCGAUCACACUACCAAAAAACGCGACAAAACCUACGAAUACACGUACCGCCCGAGUCUUAAAGAAACAGUUGCGGAGAACAAUCGAGAAAUCCUGCAAAGAAAAUCAGCAAGUAAUCGAGAACGUUCGCGAAUGCGAGAUAUGAACGACGCCUUCGACAUGUUAAGGAACAAACUCAAUCACCGUUUACAACCACCCGGCAAAAGGAUCUCUAAAAUCCAAGCUUUACGUUGUGCUAUUGAAUACAUUGCCGAUUUAGAGGAGACACUAUCAUCUGCGUCACCUACACAAGGCAAUUGCAGUGCCUACUACCAUUGGGCUAGGACUAGGGGCUUUAUUUGGGCGCGAGAAAAGGCAAUGAUGAGGGAGGAUGUAGGUGUUGAUACAACGAUUGAUUCCGCCUCCGCAUGUGAAGGUACCCAUGACACUGAAUUUGAAACUCAGCAGUGUUUUUAUAAUAAUUAAUGCUGGUAUUCAUUUAUACAUUUGAUCGAGUGCACCCUAAAACUAAUGUAACAAUGUUUGACGAGAGCCUCUGCCAAUGAAAGGCGCUUAUUAUUUGUCCAUAAUACUGUACAGUUUCAACAGUUAAACUUAGCAUGGAUAAAUUGUGUCUUUGAACCGGAACACCUAAUAAUAAAUAGUAUUCGUAUUAGUAGUCAUCAGAUUUUGAUGACUAAAAAAGAACGUAUUGUCCAUAAUUUCCAAAUAUUUGAUCCUUUGAAUCCGGGGAAACUUUACUAAGAAUAGUUAUUCAAAAUCAGUAGUUCCCAGAAAUGAAUACCAAAAAGUAACCUGUUGUUUACAUGCGAAUAGGAAAGCGCGAUGGCCUCGGUGAUUAUAUUAUUCUUUAUUUUUUUUAGGAGUUUCCUUUCAAACUAACCAAAUCCCGAAUCGAAUGUUUCUGUAUUUUGUAUAAUUGUAUAUAUUUGAAAAAUAUAGGUGAUUUGCACUGAAAAUUGUUAAGAUAUCAUCUCGAAUACUGACUUGUUAUAAAUUCUAUCUCUAUCCAAAACGUGGUAGUGUAAUUAGGGACUCUUGUGGAUUUUGUUGUCGCUUCUCUUCUAAUGUUAAUUUGAUACCGUAUGUCUUAAUGUAUAAAUUUUACAUUUAAGUGUUUCCAUUCUAUUAUAGUUAAAUUGUUUUUACAAAUCUAAUAUACUUUGCUUUUUAGCAGAGAUAAACUCUGUCAAUAAUGACUUUCCGCUUGACAUUCUUAGUUUUUUCUGCCUUUAUUAAUAUAUAUAACUCAUUAUAAUAUUAAUAAUGCGCAUUGUAUGUAAAAUAUUAACCUAUUAUUCAGCUGCACCUGUUUUGAUAUGGUAUCUGGUGUACAUUUUUAUUGUCUACUGUUUCUGUGCUAUAUGUUUAUACAUUCUUUAUGAUUUUCAUGUUUUUAUAUUUAUAGUUUAUAUUUUAUUUGUUUAUUUUACGAGUAUCCAUUCUGAAAAUUGCAGGUUUUUGUAACUAUAGUGUGCCUUUUGAAAUAAAAUAAAAAUAUUAUUACACAUAUUGACCUAUUGACCGUUA
Messenger RNA from Anneissia japonica, 1830 nucleotides. RefSeq lists its product as uncharacterized. Lineage: Eukaryota; Metazoa; Echinodermata; Crinoidea; Comatulida; Comatulidae. The transcript has 3 exons. The record is from RefSeq and is a predicted model, not a curated record. Gene Ontology annotation, cellular component: nucleus. Gene Ontology annotation, molecular function: RNA polymerase II cis-regulatory region sequence-specific DNA binding; DNA-binding transcription factor activity, RNA polymerase II-specific; protein dimerization activity. The coding region runs from base 262 to 765 and encodes 167 amino acids. Gene Ontology annotation, biological process: mesoderm formation; regulation of transcription by RNA polymerase II.